Messenger RNA from Aspergillus ochraceoroseus IBT 24754, 1345 nucleotides. It is a transcript of the gene stm1, whose product is annotated as putative telomere and ribosome associated protein Stm1. The coding region runs from base 145 to 1026 and encodes 293 amino acids. Gene Ontology annotation, molecular function: RNA binding. Lineage: Eukaryota; Fungi; Ascomycota; Eurotiomycetes; Eurotiales; Aspergillaceae. Gene Ontology annotation, cellular component: nucleus; cytoplasm. The record is from RefSeq and is a predicted model, not a curated record. The transcript has 5 exons.
CAAAAAAGGAGACGUCAGAUACCGACACCCUCGUCGAGGUUUUCUGCCUGCGUUGUCUCCCUCCUGAGCCCUCGCCGCCCCGAAUCGAAUUGCUGCGAUAACAGAGAGCCUUCCCCCGGAAGGCCCCUCAUACAACCAGGCGUCAUGGCGGACGUCCGGUCCAAGAACCUCUACGAGCUUCUUGGCAAUGAUCCCGAAUUCGACCCCAACAGAGAACCCGAGCCUCCCACAAAAGCCCUAGAUAAGCCAGUUCCUCGACAUGGCAAGCGCGAUGCCCCUAAGGAGGCUCCCGUCCGUACUGCCGAGUCUGCCCCUCGCCGUGGUGGACGUUUCACUGGCAACGAGGCCGCUUUCCGCGACCGUAACGCCGGCAGCCGCACCAACCGUGAAAAGCCCACCGAGGAGGGCAAGGAGCCCAGCCGACGAUUCGACCGUGGUGGUCGUCCCCCUCGCCAUGACCGCCAAUCCCGCACUGGCCAGACUGAUACCCGCAAACAGGUGAACCAGGGCUGGGGUAACCAGAGCGGCGACAAGACCUGGGAUGAUGAGAAGGCCGGCGACAAGAUUGCCCAGACUGACGAGAAUGAGCCCCAGACGCCUGCUGAGGAGGAGCCUAAGGAGCCCGCCGACAAGUCCAAGUCCUUUGCCGACUACAUGGCCGAGAAGGCUGCCCAGGAGGACCUGAGCGCCAAGCCUGUCCGUUCCGCCAACGAGGGUGCCAAGGUCGACAAGAAGUGGGCUGCUGCUAAGGAGCUGAAGCGUGGAGAGGAGCAGGAUGCCUACAUUAAGGGCAAGGAUGAUAAGUCCAAGCGUGAGAGACAGCGCAAGGAGAAGAACUUCGUCGAUGUCGACAUGCGCUUCGUCGAGGCCCCCCGCACUGGCGGCAAUGCUCCUCGUGGUGGCCGUGGCCGUGGUGGUCGUGGCGCUGGCGCUGGCCGUGGCGGCCGUGGUGCUGGUCCCCGUACCGACCGCCCCGCUCCCGUCACCGUCGACGAGAAGAACUUCCCCACUCUUGGUGGCAAAUAAAUGAAUCUUUCAUCAUCUUUCCCCCCCCCCCGGCAACUUUUCUGAAGGAGUAUGUCUUGUGUCAAUUACAUGAUGGAGAGGAAUACGCUGGAGGGGCGGGGGGAGGGUUUGGAAGAAUGCGAGAAGGAUUUAUACGCAAAGCGCAUGCAGGGCAAUAUUCAUCCUUCCGCCGAAAGUCUGCGUGAACCAAGUGUGGGAAUGGCGAGAGUAAGAACGAUACAAUUCAUUCGAUCCUCGCGUUUAGGUUUCUUUGUUUCGAACCCAAAAAAAAAAAGAUGCGGCUCCUCCCCAUGUAAUUUGAUUUGAAUGUCAAAAAUAG